GUGUUAGGAUAUAAUUAUGCUAUGAGAUAUAUUUUGUGAAUAUAUUUGUAUAUAUCUUGUUAGGAGUUUUUGGCAUGUUAGGUUAAUGUUGUAAGCCUAUAUAUAUGUGUUUAAUAGUAAAGGCUCAUUAAGCUGUUUUCUCCGAAUUGUUUUAUUGAAGUUUAACAUGGUAUCAAGAGCCCUCUAAAUUAGAGAUUUUUUUACGUUCUUUUCCCAGUUUUUUUUUUUUCCCAAACACAAACCCUAGCUUUGUUUUUCUUUUCCAGAUUGUUUGCAUGUGUUUCUGGUUUGUGCUUCCGCUUUGUGUGUUCUUUGUUGUUCUUCUUGAGUUGUGAUGACUGGUGGUGAUGAUGUUCUGUCUCCUAAGGGCCCUCGCUACGAACCGUUUUCAGCCUACUAUCUCCAUCCGAGUGAAGGUACAGGGGCUGUGAUAAGCCCUAUUAUGUUGAAAGGAGACAACUAUGAGGAGUGGUCUCGUUCUCUACGCAAUAACCUCCGUGCGAAGAACAAACUUGGUUUUAUUGAUGGUACUAUUAAGGUGCCGGAUGCUAAGUCUCCUGAUUUUGAUCAAUGGGGCAUUGUUAAUUCAUGCUUGUUGCUUGGAUUGUUAAUACAUUGGAUGUUUCUGUGCGAUCCACUGUUCGAUUUUCAGACCAUGUCAAGUCUUUGUGGGAUGAUCUACGUGAUAGAUAUUCCCUUGGCAAUGGCCCUCGUAUUCUAGAGUUAAAGGCUCAAAUUGUAGAUUGCAAGCAACGUGGUAGGCCGGUGGCGGUGUAUUUUGGUGAGUUACGUAAAUUACAAGAUGAGUUGGCUAGUUAUGUCAAAAUUUCCAAGUGUACGUGUACAGCUGCUCCUGAAUAUGCUAAAAUUGUUGAGAGUGAAUUACUCCAUCAAUUUUGUAUUGGUUUAGACCCAAAGAAAUUUGGCAGUGUGGUGUCUACUCUCCUCAUGAUGGACCCUAUUCCUUCUCUCAAUGUGGCGUAUGCAAAGGUUGUGUCGGAUGAACGCAAGCAAACUGUCUCGGAUGCUCACGGUAAUCGUCCAGAUGGUGCUGUUGGGUUUGCUGCGUCUGGUACGGCUCAGGGUCGGACUACUUGGUCGAGUAGUGGUGAAUCUCGUGUAUGUGAUCAUUGUGGCAAAAAGGGUCAUGUGAAGGAGAAGUGUUUUGAUCUACAUGGCUGGCCCGAAUCUUUUAAUUCUAGUGGGCGUGGUGGUCAGCGUGGUGGUCGUGGGUCAAGUAGAGGUGGCCGUGGUGGUCGUGCGCAAGGUUCUAGUGGUCGUGGGUUUGCUGGCAGUGUGAGCAGUAGCUCAAAGCAAUAUAAUGGUGAUGAUAUUAAUGAUGUUGACCGUACAAGUGCUCCAACUUUGAGUAAUGAACAGUGGGUUCAAUUUAUGAGUGCUAUUAAGGGUGUAAAAACCCCUCCUUCAACUGACAAUAAUUCUCAUGGACCGCACUUUGGAGAACCUGAUUGGAGCGGGGGUGCAGUAUAAUGGGGUCUAUCUCUUCCGGCCGGUCCGUGCUCGUAGUUUUCAAGUCAAUUCUGUGGUGGUUCCAGAUGCAAGUAUGUUAUGGCAUAGGCGUUUAGGUCAUCCUUCUAUGAAAGUAGUUUCUUCUUUACUUGGAGUAGCUAGUAGUAGUAUGAAUAAAAAGUGUGGUGUGUUUGAUUGUCAUAUUUGUUUUAUGGGUAAACAACCCCGAAACUCUUUUCCUUUGAGUAUGAAUAAAGCAUCUGGUUUGUUUGA
Molecule: messenger RNA, 1743 nt
Organism: Chenopodium quinoa (quinoa)
Lineage: Eukaryota; Viridiplantae; Streptophyta; Magnoliopsida; Caryophyllales; Amaranthaceae
Exons: 2
Coding region: 589-1491 (300 amino acids)
Molecular function (GO): zinc ion binding; nucleic acid binding
Source: RefSeq, a predicted model, not a curated record